Molecule: messenger RNA, 7962 nt
Organism: Mirounga angustirostris (Northern elephant seal)
Lineage: Eukaryota; Metazoa; Chordata; Mammalia; Carnivora; Phocidae
Gene: MCMBP
Product: minichromosome maintenance complex binding protein
Exons: 16
Coding region: 278-2206 (642 amino acids)
Biological process (GO): DNA-templated DNA replication
Molecular function (GO): chromatin binding
Source: RefSeq, a predicted model, not a curated record
AGCUCCACCCAGGUCGCAGGCAGCGCGGUCGGCGGCGCCUAUUUCCCGCCAUUGUGCGAAGUGGAGGCUGGGGGCCCGCACGCGCCGCCUGCCCGUGGCCAGCUGCUCCUCGGCUGUCGCCGCCACAGCCGCCGUUCCUUGCGGCGUGGGGAGGCCGGGCGGCCCGCGCCCUGAGGCUCGCCGUGCGUGGGAGGGCGCGGGCGACCAGCGGCCGAGCCCCCGAGGAGGAGCCGCGGCGCGGGACGCCGGGCCGCGCUGGCCCUGGCCCGUCGGCGAGAUGCCCUGCGGGGAGGAUUGGCUCAGCCACCCGCUCGGGAUCGUGCAAGGCUUCUUCGCCCAAAAUGGAGUUAAUUCUGACUGGGAGAAGAAAGUAAUUGAAUAUUUUAAGGAAAAGCUGAAGGAAAAUAACGCUCCUAAAUGGGUACCAUCACUGAAUGAAGUUCCCCUUCAUUAUUUGAAACCUAACAGUUUUGUGAAGUUUCGUUGCAUGAUUCAGGAUAUGUUUGACCCUGAGUUUUACAUGGGAGUUUAUGAAACGGUUAACCGAAACACAAAAGCACGUGUCCUUCAUUUUGGAAAAUACAGAGAUGUAGCAGAGUGUGGGCCUCAACAAGAAGUUGAUUUAAACUCCCCACGAACUACCACUUUGGAAAGACAGACUUUCUAUUGUGUCCCAGUGCCUGGGGAAUCUACAUGGGUAAAAGAAGCCUAUGUUAAUGCAAACCAAGCUCGAGUUAGUCCUUCAACGUCCUACACUCCCAGUCGUCACAAGAGGAGUUACGAAGAUGAUGAAGAUAUGGACCUGCAGCCCAGUAAACAGAAAGACCAACAUGCAGGUGCCAGGCAAGCAGGGAGUGUUGGUGGUCUUCAGUGGUGUGGAGAGCCAAAACGUUUAGAAACUGAAGCUUCUACUGGCCAACAGCUGAACUUCUUGAACCUCUCUUCUCCCUUUGACCUGAAUUUUCCACUGCCAGGGGAGAAGGGCCCUGCAUGCCUCGUGAAGGUCUAUGAAGACUGGGAUUGUUUCAAAGUCAAUGAUGUUCUUGAGUUAUAUGGUGUCCUAUCUGUGGAUCCUGUGCUAAGUAUACUGAAUAAUGAUGAAAGGGACGCCUCUUCACUGCUGGAUCCGAUGGAAUGCGCAGACACAGCCGAGGAGCAGAGAGUGCACAGCCCUCCUGCAUCAUUAGUGCCAAGAAUUCAUGUGGUGUUAGCCCAGAAGUUGCAGCACAUCAAUCCUUUACUGCCUGCUUGCCUUAACAAAGAGGAGAGCAAAACCUGUAAGUUCGUUUCAGGUUUCAUGUCUGAAUUGUCUCCUGUCCGAGCAGAGCUGCUGGGGUUCCUCACACAUGCCCUUCUGGGAGACAGCUUGGCCGCUGAGUACCUGAUACUGCAUCUCAUCUCUACAGUGUAUACAAGAAGAGAUGUUCUUCCACUGGGAAAAUUCACAGUUAACUUGAGUGGUUGCCCACGGAAUAGUACCUUCACAGAACACUUAUACCGGAUUAUUCAACAUCUUGUUCCAGCAUCUUUUCGUCUGCAGAUGACUAUAGAGAACAUGAACCAUUUGAAAUUCAUCCCCCACAAAGACUAUACAGCCAAUCGCCUGGUCAGCGGGCUCCUCCAGCUCCCAAGCAACACUUCCCUUGUGAUUGAUGAAACUCUCCUAGAGCAAGGGCAGCUAGACACACCAGGUGUUCAUAAUGUGACUGCCCUGAGCAACCUAAUAACUUGGCAGAAGGUGGAUUAUGACUUCAGUUAUCACCAGAUGGAAUUCCCCUGCAAUAUUAAUGUUUUUAUUACUUCGGAGGGGAGAUCACUCCUGCCGGCAGACUGCCAGAUCCACUUACAGCCCCAGCUCACCCCCCCAAACAUGGAGGAGUACAUGGACAGCCUUCUGUCUGCCGUGCUGCCCUCCGUGCUGAACAAGUUCCGCAUCUACCUGACCCUUCUGAGGUUCCUGGAUUACAGCAUCUCCGAUGAGAUAACCAAGGCAGUUGAGGAGGACUUCGUGGAAAUGCGCAAGAACGACCCUCAGAGCAUCACUGCCGACGAUCUCCACCAGUUGCUCAUUGUAGCUCGGUUCCUGUCUCUCAGUGCCGGCCAGACGACGCUGUCAAGAGAGCGGUGGCUCAGAGCAAAGCAGCUGGAGUCUUUAAGAAGAACCAGGCUUCAGCAGCAGAAAUGUGUGAAUGGAAAUGAACUUUAAAGAUCUGACACCUAGGAGAGUAGUGGGCAGAUUGUAGCCACAUUAUUGUAAAAUUCAAAUACCAUUUAUACCACAUUGUUUUGUAGAUAAUUUGUAUCAAAAACCAAUGACUUUUCCUGAAGUCAAGCCUGGUAACAUCUGAAGUUUAUAUAAUAUUCAGUAAGGGCUUUUACCUUACUGAUUUUAUGGAGCUUUUGAUUGUUUUAUAAUUAUAUAAAUUAGUAACAUGUACAAAAUGUAUUUGAUAUUAAAAGUUUAAUAUUGAUAAUGUUGCUGAUACCAUUUCCUUAGUUUCAGCCAAGUCAUAGGUCACAGACUGUUGAAAUGCUAAUGUCAACUUCAUUUGAAGAAAUUUGUUGGAAUUCCAAAGUCAGAGGAGUUGUUCAGAUUUUUACAGUGUUUUUCCAAUUAAUGGUGGGUCUGAAUGUGUUUAGUGGUCCAAGUUUGGGGAAUGGGGUGUAGCUGCCAUUAAUUCACAUGACUCUGUGAAAUACUGUAGUAUCACUUCCCAGACAUUUGACCACAGAAGUUUUUUUUUCCACUUAACAGUUGUUAAUAACCUGCAAAAUUAGUCUUUACAUGGCAGUGGUUCCCAGACUUUUGGAUUUCAUGGACCAGUAACAUUUCCAAAAAUUUGGGGGACAGGGUUGCCAAUGUAUUUUGCCAAGUAAUCUGAAAGAAACCACUGUAUUAUCACCAUUUUUUUUUUCCCAUAAAAGGACACUCUCCAAAUAAGAGAGUCCUUUAAAUGGAAUAAAUACAGCUUUUUUGGAGAAAACACUACAUUGUCCUUUUUUUCUCAUUUCACCCCUGUGCAUUUGGGAACCACUGUUUUAUGGGACUUAAGGGAAUGUUGUCCUAGGAUAGGUUGUUUUGCCCAAAUAGGAAGAAAGCAAACAGUUAACUUUUUAAAAUAUGCCUUCUGUAGAAAAUAAAGUUUUAAAUUGUUUUCCUAAUAAUUGUCAUUUAGUUGCUUUGAUGAUUGUAUUGGAUUUUAAACUUGUGUAAGUUUUUCCAUUAGUUCCAGAUGUGUUAGUCAACGAACAUACCUACUAAUCCAGGAAUACCCAAUAAAGCUUUAGGUAAGUUUUUCCCAGACCAAUUACAGAUUUAAUAUAAAAGUUUUUAGUUUUUUUUUUUUUUUAAAGAUUUUAUUUAUUUGACAGAAACGGAGAGGGAGAAGCAGGUUCCCCGCUGAACAGAGAGCCUGAUGUGGGAGCUCCAUCCCAGGACCCCAGGAUCAUGACCUGAGCCAAAGGCAGAUGCUUAACCGACUGAGCCACCCAGGUGCCCCUAACGUAAUAGUUUUUAAAAUAACAGAAAUAUCAUUACCGAUACCUAGAAAGCAGUUGAUACAGUAUAGUGUACUUGUGGCAUCAAGAAUGUUCGAAAAGUUUAGACCAUAACUUUUUUUAAGCUGUCAGUGGUUAUGUAUGAAGCUUAAUGUGUUUUUUUAGCCAGUAACUUAUCUAGUGGGAAACAGGAGAUCAGUUAAAUGAUUCUGUUCAGUGGUCUUUUGAAAAGCACCCCCCCCCAUUGACAUUGCUAAACAAGGAAACAGGGUUAGCCUUAAAAACCAAGAAAUUCAUUAUGCCUAAUGAACUGAAGUGAAAAUUACUAGUUGUUUAACUUUUCCUAACCUCAAAUCUAUUUUUAUAAACUAAUAUAAGUAAUCUGUUUAUAUUUAGAAUUCUAACUGGUUUUCGUUUUUAUAACUGGUAGACUAGACUUCCUUAACCUUUUAGAAAUAAAAUCAAGACUCAACUGGAUUUGUGAGAAUAAAAUUCAAGCAGAUUAGUUACCAUGUGCUUAUUGUGCCGAUGUGAAUUGUAAUUUACCAAAGAGAAGUACGUAAUUUGCUUGAUCUUGCAGAAAAGUUCCCUUGAAAGGAAAACCCUCUUUGAAAUAAACAAAACUUCCCAAAUUAUUAGUACUUUGGGUUGUUUUUCAUGAUUGUAAGACUUAUCCCAUGAUGUGUGGGAAAAGAUCCCAUUACCUCCUGCUGGGAAAUCUUCACUGAAAGCUGACUGUGGGAGGUGGUACAGCCUGGUGUCGUCCUAGUGGCAUCCCACUUGGGGAGGAGACUGGAACCGUGGGCUUCAGAACCCCCUUUCUUUUCUCCUUUGCCCACACACUGGACAGUGAAGUUUGAACACAGUACCCUGACUGGAAUUAAAUGUUGCCUUUUUAGUUUUUAAAAAUCUCUUUGGAACAAAUUUCAUGGAGCUUAAAAAUACAUGUAUCACCUGAACUUUGCUUAUAUUUUCUCUCCCAUUGUGCAACACUUUAAUACUUUGAAGACCCAGAAAAAAAGAACAGAAUAAAGCAUUUGGUUUCAGUGUUUGGGUGUUUAAAAUUUGGUGGUUUGUGAUGCACUUCAUUUGUAAAGUCAUAUAAUCACUUAAAAGAGGAAAAUACUGGAAAGGCUGAGACCCAAGUGAUCAGUUACAGUUUACCUUAUGAAUUUUUUAAUCUGAUUUUCUUUAAAAUAUUAAGGAAUUCUCACACAUAUUUGUCACUUUAAAUUACAAUGGUAUUUUAUUUUAAAUAGUCACAAGAUUUGACACUUCGAAAAAAAGAUACCACUAAUAAAUAACAAAUGUGGAAAUACUUAUCAAAGUUACAAUAGACAUAAUGUUGAACUGAGAAUCACUUCAACAGAGUAAGGCUCUAAAGAGACCGGACAAACCAACACUUGUUUGGAAUAAGCUGUGCAACGUUCUUGUAUGGGCUUUUCUGAGGCCAUGGUUCCAUGGGUUCAGGAUUAUGGUCAUGUCAGUUUUAGUACAGCUGUGCUUCAGACUAAAUUUUCAACAAUUCAGUUACAGUCUGUACAAGAUGUUAAGGAAUGUUCCCCCGUAAAAAAAUUACAACUUGAACACUCAUUUCAAGAAUUAACCAGUACCCAGUAAAUGUAGUCUUCCAUUCCUGGAAACAGCAAAAUAAUUUAACAGGUGCUGGUAUGCACAUCCGGGGUCUCAGGUUUUAUGAGUGACCAGUCUUAAUUCUAGACUUUGGGGUGUACAAGGGGCAGAGUAUUUUAAGCAGACUAUGGGGAAAAUUAGGAUCAAAUGGGCAUACCUUUCUUGACUGUAAUGCCAGUAACCCUCAAUUAACUCUUAAUAGGGAAUGGUUAAGCCAUCAAAGCUAAACUAGAAUUUUUUAAUAUUCAAAUGCUUCUUCGUACUAGUAACACUCUAAAGUCACUAGAAACUAAAUGUAUUUACACAGAAAUGAAUGGACAAACAAGACAAAUUAUGAAAAAUGCUAUUCUCCUACAUGUGUGUCCAUGUUCAUCCUUUAUGUGUUUCCUUCCUACACUUCACUUAUCCACCCCACUCCACAAAAGGUUCAGGUUAUUACUGUCUCAAAGUAAUUAUCCCCAAAUUACUUUGAGACCAAAUGCUCUGUAGUGUAUAAGCUACUCACGUUUACACCUUCUAGGGUGAUGUACUCCUGUCGUCCUGGCUCUCAAAUCUGGAAAUCUGCUCAGCUUCAGACUCCUUUAAAAACCUUUCCCGAUAAACAGAAUUUGUGAUCCCUAGCUUCAAAGACAAUACAGGUUAAAAUAGCCUAAUAUGUGAAACCUCUUUUUGGAUUAAAUAAAAGCCACAGGAUUCUUUGUGGCUAAACACUAAAUCUGAAUUAUUCGUGUCUGGCAUUGUGUAAACAUACUUUUAAGUUCCUUUUGCUGGACUUCAUUAACCCCUUCAGGUUCUGCAGGGCUCUUCUGAACCUUUGCCACUGCGAAAUGGAUCCCUUGGGUGAAGCCAGCUUGAGUGAUACUAGCAACCUGGACCAUGGAACUUCGAAUCUUUGCAAAGGGAGAGACUGCUCUGCUGCUACCGCCCUCUGAAGGAGAAGGAGUUCCAUGAAGCCCUGUCUCAAAUUCAAGCGUGCUGGGUCCAGAGCCAGGGGUCUUUUGAGAUACAACUGGAUGCACUGGUUCAACUGACAAAUACUGGGGACCUGUUGCAGAAAAAGACACAUCUAAUUGAGACGGCCGGGAAGGUAUCCGUUCUGUUGAUUCCGAUUGUGUUUCUUCACUGGAAGCUUGAUUGGCCAUUUGAUUUCCCUCCUCACUAGCCUGCUGACAAACAGACCCUGUUUCUGACAGCUGGGUCAUUUUGUUUUGUGCAUCUUGUACAAAUCUGUGGCAGUAAAUAUCCACAGGCUUGGCAAAGCCAGUCAAUAUGUGUAUGUUGUCAGCAGAAGGACUUUUCUUCAAAGGAGACUCAUGGCCUUUUCCAGACCCACUUCCAUGAGCAGCAAUCUCUGAAGGAGCAUGAAUGCUAGUAUCAGUGCUGCUAAUGGACUGGGACCGACUGCCUAACCGAGGUGCUGAAGCAAUAAUACCACAACUAGGAAGAACAUAGUCUCUUGGCCCUACGUUCUCCAAAGAAUUAGCUAGCUGUUUGUCUUCAUCAGACUUGGAAUUUGUAAGGAAUUCAUCAGAGUGGUAGGAGUCAUUCUCUGAAGACACUUCCCCAUCCGACUCUGCCUGGACUUUGUUAUCCAUCGCACCUGUGGUUUCCAUAGUUUCAAGACUACUAUCUGACUUCCAAAGAUUCACUUUUAAGUUUGGUUUUAGAAAGUUCACUUUCAUUUCAGGUUUGGCAAAGUUUCCUAGCUUUCGGAGAUUGCCAAUAUUUACAUUAGAUUUGGUCUGUUUCACUUUUUGAUUUAGAGAUGAAAAUUUGCUCAUUAAAAAAUUCUUUCCCUGUGCCAAAGAGCCUUGGUUUUGAGAUCUGAUGCCAAGGAUGUCUUCAUGAGGUUUACUGCUCUUCCUACAAAUUAGAAGAGAAAACAGUUAACUCCCUCUGAAAUCCAGUAUACCAGUUCCAGUUCCAGUAAGUGAAAGCUGUUACUUAAAUUGGGCCCAGUUUCUGAAACCGUGCACUAAGUGGUAAAAUCAGAUAACCCCUUGGAGUAGAUGCUAGAACAGUACUGUACAACAGAAAUGUAAGCUAGAUGUAGUUUUAAAUUUUUCUAGCCAUAUUAAAAAUAGAAAUUUUGAUUUUAUUUAAUCCAGUAUAUACAAAAUAGCUCAACAUAUAAUCACUAGUAAAAGAUGAUUAAUGAGGUAUCUUAUUCUUUUUGUUACUAAGUCUUUGAAGCAAUCAGUGAGUAGUAGUUUUAAAAGGCCAGCAGAAGCCUUUUAAAACAUUGACAAGCUGUCCCGGGGCACUGAGUGGGAAGGGUGCCCUGGCUGUGUGACUUUAACCCCCAGUCCGGUAGGCAGUUUCUUGCGUCCUGUCCUCAGGCAGCCCGUGCACUGAAGAGCCAGCCUGUGGAAAUGCUACAUGUGUAAAUCGUAAUCCUACUCUGUCAAGAUCCUCACAGUAGUUGGAUUAAUCAUGUUGAGUUCUUCUGGAUCAAAACUGUGUCUUUAGAUUUGAUCAUUAUUAUUGCAUGUUUCCUUCAACUGGAUUCUCUUUGGCAUUCAGAGGAGGAGGAAGCAGCAGAGGAAGGGAGAUAAGCCUCCCCAUGGUUGCCUCAACCUGCAUUUUUGUGUAUUCUAAGAAUUAAAAACAAAAACACCACACCCAAAAUUCAGACAACAGUAGUUUCCCCCCUUACCUGUGGGGGAUAUAUUCCAAAACCCCCAAUGGAUAGCUGAAGCCACGGAUAGGAUCAAACCCUGUAUGUACUAUGUUUUUCCCUAUAUAUAAUCUGUGAUAAAGUUUAAUUUAUAACUAGGCAGAGUGUAAGAGAUUAAUAAUUUAUAAUACCAUAAAUAAAAUUUAUAUGAACGU